This is a messenger RNA of Cyclocybe aegerita, 843 nucleotides long. The record is from the annotation of a GenBank genome assembly. Lineage: Eukaryota; Fungi; Basidiomycota; Agaricomycetes; Agaricales; Hemipholiotaceae.
AUGUUCAGAAAUACUUACGAUUCCGACAACACCGUUUUCUCGCCUCAGGGACGGUUGCAUCAGGUGGAAUACGCUCUCGAGGCCGUGAAGCAGGGAUCGGCUGCCGUUGGGUUGCGCUCAAAGACGCACGCGGUUUUAUUGGCUUUGAAGCGAUCGACAGGCGAGCUUGCGUCGUACCAGCAGAAGAUGUUUCGAAUAGAUGACCAUGUUGGGAUCGCCAUCGCUGGGCUGACAUCCGAUGCGCGUGUUCUAAGUAACUUCAUGCGUCAACAGGCGAUGUCCUCCAAGAUGCUCUUCAACCGCCCUGUACCCGUUAACCGACUGGUAUCUGCCAUCGCCGACAAGGCUCAAGUUAAUACUCAAGAAUACGGACGCCGCCCAUACGGUGUUGGUUUCCUCGUUAUCGGCCAGGACAAGAGCGGCCCCCACCUCUACGAAUUCUCGCCCUCCGGGAACUCGUACGAAUACUACGCGAUGUCGAUCGGUGCUAGGAGUCAGAGCGCGAAGACGUACUUGGAGAAGCACUAUAAAAGCUUUGAAGAUGCCUCACUUGAAGACCUCGUCCGACACGGCCUGCACGCACUACGAGAGACCCUCCAACAAGACAAAGAGCUCAACGAGAACAACACCUCGAUCGGUAUCGUUGGCCCUGCAAGCCAUUUCGAGAAGAAGCCGGUCACCGGUGAAUCUUUCCGCAUCCUCGAGAACGGUUCUGUUAGGCCGUUCCUCGACACCAUGGUUGCUAAAGAGGCGGCAGACGCUCCCGCGGCUCCGGCUCCUGCUGCCCCAGCGGCACCAGCAGCACCAGCCAGUGGUGAUGAGGAUGUACAAAUGGCUGAAUAA